CCGCGGUCAAAAUUCGAAAAUCCGUGGAUCUCUCUUCUUUUACACUGUUUCUCUGCGAAUUUCAAGAUUUUAUAUCAAGGCUUUGCAGACUUAAUCCACCGUCACCAUGCGCUUCACAGUUGCAUCUGUCGCAGCUCUAGCCACUCUCGUCCCUUUCGCCACAGCGAGAAACUGCAGCAAGAAUCUCGAUUACUGUGGAUCUACUCUUCUAGGCAUCGGCAACUACUAUGACCAGAUAGUGAGCGCCCUUAGAGCAGCUGGCAAGCCCACAGAUGACAACUGGAGGAAAAAGUCGCUAUUCUAUUGCGCAGGUGGACCAAAUGGAGAAAUCCAUUUUGUUGAGUACUGUGGUGAAAGAUGCGUUGAUAACGGCCAAGGCCGCAGUGAUUCGUGCUACAGACCAUAGAUUUGGGAAGCUCUCUGUCGAUUUCCGUCACGUCAGCUCUUGGUGAAUAGACUAAAGAUACUUCAUCAUUGCGCACAAUUUCUUUCUUGUGAAUCUCACAUUUACUUGGAUGAUGCUUGAAUACGUGCUUGCUGCAGAUCAGAAAGUUCUAGCUGCCGGUCAACAAAUGAGAGAAAACACGUACAAUGGACGUUGGAUUUUUCUCCGUCUUCAUCUUGAU
Molecule: messenger RNA, 626 nt
Organism: Trichoderma harzianum CBS 226.95
Lineage: Eukaryota; Fungi; Ascomycota; Sordariomycetes; Hypocreales; Hypocreaceae
Exons: 2
Coding region: 107-406 (99 amino acids)
Source: RefSeq, a predicted model, not a curated record